AUGUCACUGUUGGGGGCCCCUGCCACUUUGGAUAUACCCCCAAGUUCCGACCAGACACAGACAGACUCGCUGGAUGAACUCCUUCCUGGAUCAGAAACAUCUCCUGCGCUAGGGCCUUUUCCACACGAGCCGCCUCCGAAUCACCUGCAGAAGGUACAAACGAGCAUCCAAAGCCUCCCUCCCGAGCUGCUCGUACAUGUUUUCCACUACUUGGUCGUGAAACCCCCACACACUCGCGCCCUCAUCCAAGCUACGCAUGUCUGCAGGCUCUUUCGCUCCGUCGCACUCGACAGCCCGACGCUCUGGACGAAGGUCACCAGAUUGUAUGGUACCACCAUCCCCGAGGCGCAGGCUUUCCUCGAUCGCUCUGCGCAUCUCCUGCUUGACAUCAACCUUCCAGCAUCGUCGCUCAACGACUGGACCGCUUUUUUGCUGUCAAGCGUGCUGCGUCGCCUUCGCUCGCUCGAGAUUGGGAUCGACAGCUCGUACCAUAAGCCUAUCUCCCGGCUGUUGGCGAGUCUCGUCGGUCGACCCGCCCCGCACUUGAAAAAGCUGCAUUUCCUGGACCAAGGCGAAAGCACUGGCGAUAGCGAAAGCGAAAGCGACGACGACAGGAUUCCUCGGGCAAAGCAGCUUCCCUACGUCUUCCAUAUCUUCGACGGAGGCAAGUAUCGCUCGGCCACUCCCUCGCUGCGGUCAGUGCGCCUCGCGCCGGUUCUGCUGUCGUGGGAUAGCGACAUCUUCAAGGACCUCACACACCUCGAGCUCCGAGCAACAGACUGGCGCGUCUACUACCCCGCUCAAGCGCAGCUCCUGGCGAUCUUCAGAAGAUGCCCCCAUUUGCAGACCUUGGCACUCGAGCUCCCCAAAAUCUACCAUAGCGCUCCCCGACAAGAGCCGGAGCCUGUCGUCCCCCUUCCUCGGCUAUCUAGAGUCAUCUUUCGGCAGCUCGCACCCUCUCGUAUCGCGAACCUGCUCUCCUACCUCGCGCUGCCUCCCACGACACGGUUCACUAUCGACAUCAAGUUGGAAGACGGCUCCACGCUUUUUCCCGUCUUUCCUGACAAUCGCGAGCAUCUCCCAUCGCUGCAAGACCUGCCCAGUGUCGAAAUCACCGUCAAGCUGCUCGAGUUUACGGUGUACUUCAAGCUGUCCUCCUGGGACGCCGGCGGGAACGCGCACCGUGUCGCAACGAUCUCCGUCGAAACCGAGGAGCUGGAGUAUAUCGGGAACGGCAUCCCGGCCACGCUGGUGGACUCCGCGCAGCGCCUCACGUACCGCGGGGAUUUCCAAGACGAGUUUGGCGAGUUCGGCGACUGGACGCGCGUCUUCCGCGCCGCGACCCGCCUGCGCGUCCUCCGCCUCGUCCGGCCGGGCGGGGAUCUCGAGAACAUUUGUCAGGACCUCACGCGGCACGUCCCGGACGACGCUGCACCUGGCGGUCCUGCGCGGUUCUGCCCGGAGUUGACGGACCUCGAGCUCGACCUGGUCUCCUUCACGAAUGGGAAAAGGGCGUCGAUCAUAUGGCUCUUGACCGACCGCCAGAAUGUGGGCCGCCCGUUGAAGAGGGUCGUGUUCAAACGGGUCUCUGGGAUAUUCAGCGAAUUUAUCGAGGGAUUGCGGGAGUAUGGCGCCGAAAUCGUCGGACCUCUCCACUACUGGUAG
This is a messenger RNA of Trametes versicolor FP-101664 SS1, 1665 nucleotides long. RefSeq lists its product as uncharacterized. Gene Ontology annotation, molecular function: protein binding. Lineage: Eukaryota; Fungi; Basidiomycota; Agaricomycetes; Polyporales; Polyporaceae. The record is from RefSeq and is a predicted model, not a curated record. Bases 1 to 1665 code for a protein of 554 amino acids. Gene Ontology annotation, cellular component: SCF ubiquitin ligase complex. The transcript has a single exon.